AAUGUACAAAUCGCCACUGGAGACUUUUGAUUUUAUCAAGUCUACUCUACACAAUGCCGCAACCUACGGAUCGCUCCGGUGAAAGCCGCCGCCGAAAAACAUGCUUUAGAAAGAUUCGUCAGCUCUGUGCUCUGUGUCGAAUGAGAGCAAUAGUGGUGUUGGUUGAUGAAUCCGAUAAACAUUGGAUAUUCAAAACGCAUGAUGAUAUUCCGGAUUUAGAACAGGCCAUACAGCAUCCCCAGACUCACACCUACGAUGAUUUUGAGCCUUUACCUCCUUCCAGCCGGCGGAUUCCAGCUACGCAGCCAUCUCAACGCCAGAUUACCAUGCUAGCACCGCCAAGCUUUCGUCGUGAUUAAGGUGGGGCUGCCGUGGGCGAGUCGCCCGAAAGACUACCUCGUGGGCCUUGGCGUAUUGUAUAAAGGACACUUAUUCCUCAUUAUUUUAUUCUAUAUAAUA
This is a messenger RNA of Penicillium samsonianum, 459 nucleotides long. RefSeq lists its product as uncharacterized. Lineage: Eukaryota; Fungi; Ascomycota; Eurotiomycetes; Eurotiales; Aspergillaceae. The record is from RefSeq and is a predicted model, not a curated record. The transcript is spliced from 2 exons. Bases 54 to 359 code for a protein of 101 amino acids. Gene Ontology annotation, molecular function: protein dimerization activity; DNA binding.